Messenger RNA from Punctularia strigosozonata HHB-11173 SS5, 669 nucleotides. RefSeq lists its product as uncharacterized. The transcript has 2 exons. The record is from RefSeq and is a predicted model, not a curated record. NCBI's taxonomy places the organism in Eukaryota, Fungi, Basidiomycota, Agaricomycetes, Corticiales, Punctulariaceae. The coding region runs from base 1 to 669 and encodes 222 amino acids.
AUGGCGCAUUAUCAUCAUACUGAUCCGGGAUAUGCUCCGCCUCUUGUGAACCCCCCGUCUCCUGCACCGUCCGUGACAUCUGUGUAUGGGGAAGACGAGACGGACCCUGCCGACGCGCUCCUUUCUCCCGAGGAAUUCGAUAAGAAAGUGCGUGAGCAGAUCGGACUUGGCCAACCCAGCGACCAGGAGAUGCACGCAAACCGACUGGUAAUGCUACCAAAGCCUAACAAUCCUCAGGAAGAGCAGAUGCUAUUCGAACAUGUGAUGAACAACCUUCGUCGACAAGUCCGCCUACUGGAGGAGAACGAGCUCUUCGAACGAACGUUGUCGAGACCCAGCCAAGUGGCCCAAACUCCGCUCCCAUCUACGAACGACAUCGACGCGUUAAUGCGGAGCAUGAUGGGUUACUCCGACGCGUCGAAUCGGUCUCAAUCAGGGUCAAAUACCUAUCCAGUAGCUCAGGGUCAAACCGUUACAUCUGGAGCAGGUGGCCAACUAGCUUCAGGAACUAUUCUCAGCGGCCUGGACGUGUUCAACGCGCCGGUCAUGCCUGUGGGUGGAGCCUACUGGGGCAACGCGCCGGACUUGAACGACGUCCUUCCGAAUGGACACGGUGGCGGACAAUCGACAUCACGAUCCGCUCGUCCCUCCCAGCCCUAUGGUGCAUGA